Insectozyma verbasci is the source of this 930-nucleotide messenger RNA. The record is from the annotation of a GenBank genome assembly. Lineage: Eukaryota; Fungi; Ascomycota; Pichiomycetes; Serinales; Debaryomycetaceae.
AUGGACAAAUUAUCAAGAACAAUACAACGAUUUCAAGCCAAAAUUGAUUCUGGAUCAUUUUAUGAAGCUCAUCAAACGUUAAGAACAAUUACAAAUAGAUAUGUUAAAUCAAAACAAUAUAAAGAAGCAAGGGAUUUAUUAUAUCAAGGUACUACAAUUUUAAUUAAAAAUAAAGAAUAUGCAUCAGCAUCAGAUUUAAUCAACUACCUUAUUAAUAUUUAUGAAGAAGAACAAAUUACAAUUGAAGAUAAAGAUUCUAAAUUUAGAUUAAUUGAAUUAAUUGAAAAAUUACCAAAUAAUGAUCCUUCAUUAAAUGAUUUAGCUAAAAAUAGUAUAUCUUGGUCAACUAAAAAUAAUUCAAUAUGUAACAAAUUUGGUGAUCCUGAUUUACAUCACUUAUUUGGAUCAAAAUUUUUAGAAACUGAUGAUUCAAUUGAUGAAGAAAAUAAAGUUAAGGUAUUUGCAAUUGCUGAAUUACAUUUAGUUUUAGGUACUUCACAAUCAAUACCAUUAUAUAUAAAUUACUUGAUUAGGUGUUCAAAAGCAAAUUCAGAUGUUGAUCCAGGUGUGUUUUUGAGUAGAGCUAUUAUAAAUUAUUCAUAUUUGAAAAAUAUAAAUUUUGUUAAAGAAUCCCAAGAAUUAUUUUUGAAAUCUGUUGAAGGUGGUGAAGAAAUGGGAAGUAUUAGAUUUUUUGAACAAUUUCCAUUGUUAAACUUUCUUCAAUUAUUAGUUUUAACAUUACAAGUUGAACCAAGUACAAAUAGUGCCAAAUUUACAAAAUUAUAUUCGCAAUAUAAAUCAAUACUUGAAAAAUAUGAAAUUUUAUCAUCAAUUGAAUACUUAGGUUCAUUAUAUUUUAAUUUGAAAAUUGGAAAUCAAAAUCAACAGAGUAAUAUGUUGGCAAAUUUCAUGAGUGGGUUAUUUAAAUAA